AUGUUCAAGUGUUUUCCAUUACCGUUUUGUAAUCGAAAUUUGGAGCAAAUUGAUAAACGUCAUUGUAACCUAACAGCAGUGCCAGAUGACGUACUUCGUUACACACGUACAUUAGAAGAGUUAUUACUUGAUGCUAACCAGCUUCAAGAUUUGCCUAAGGGCGUUUAUCGGUUAACACAAUUACGUCGUUUAACAUUCAGUGACAAUGAAAUUCAACGUAUCCUACCUGAUAUUGGACAACUGGUCAAUCUUGAAGAACUUGAUUGUUCAAGAAACGACAUAGCCGAAAUUCCGGAUAACAUUCGCCAUUGUCGAUCAUUACAAAAGCUCGAUUUCAGUGGAAAUCCAUUAGCCAAUAACCUUCCAUCUGGUAUAAUUCAUCUGCGUCAAUUACGUCAGUUGAUAUUAAACGAUGUUUCGUUGACGGAGUUACCCAGAGAAAUUGGCAGUCUGUCGAAUUUGUGUGUUUUGGAAAUUCGAGAAAAUUUGCUCAAAAUUCUCCCUGACUCACUUGUACAAUUAACGAGACUUGAAUCAUUAGAUUUAGGUUCGAAUGUUCUCGAACAACUUCCAAAUCAUAUUGGUCAUCUCCACUCAUUGAAAGAAUUCUGGUUGGAUUCCAAUGAAUUAACCGAAUUACCACGUGACAUCGGUCAAUUGAAACAUCUACAAUGUUUAGAUGUUUCAGAGAAUAAAUUAACUUAUUUACCAGAUGAAAUCGGACAGUUGGAAUCGUUAACGAAUUUGGAGUUGUCAGCGAAUCAUGUCGAAGAAUUGCCGAAAACAAUCGGACGAUUGAAAGAACGUUUGUUAAUCAUGAAAAUCAAUUCGAACAGUUUGACUAAAUUAUGCGAAGAAAUCGGUCAAUGUUCAGCACUAACGGAGUUGAUCCUAACAGAGAACGCUCUUACUGAACUUCCAAAAACGAUUGGAAACCUAAAGAAUCUGACAAACUUAAACAUUGAUCGCAAUCAAUUAACAUAUCUCCCUGUCGAAAUCGCCGGAUGCGAAUCAUUAGGCAUGUUGAGUUUACGUGAUAAUCGUUUAACACAUAUUCCAUCAGAAUUAUCUCAACUAAGACAUUUACACGUGUUGGAUUUAUCGGGAAAUCGUUUAUUAAACUUACCUUGUACAUUACUCGAUUGUGAUUUGAAAGCGAUCUGGUUAGCUGAGAAUCAGGCUCAGCCGAUGUUGAAAUUCGCGACGGAUGUCGAUUUGGAAACCGGUCAGAAAGUUUUAACUUGUUAUUUACUCCCUCAGCAACAAUAUACGACAUCGUCAACUGAAAAUCUUCUCAAUACAUCGAGAUGUCAAAAUAUUAGCACGGAAACGCCCGUUCCGCGACAAACCUACUUUCAACAGGAUGAAUCGAUCAAUGAUGAACGACACGAACGUACGGGUUCGGUUAAAUUUGCAGAUCAAGCCGAAGAGAACAAAGAGAGUUCAUUACAACGACACAAUACUCCUCAUCCAAAAGAUUUACGAUCAUGGAGAAAUAAAAUGGUAAAAAAACUUCAAAGUGAUGCUAAUUCACCUCAACACGACCAUCCAAAUCCAUCCCAUUCAAAAAAUCAUAUACAUACAGAUUCAUCUCAUCCGUCCAUCUCGUCGGGAACAUCAAGUACUCAACAUAAUCGUUUCACCACGAAUAAGAACUCAAUCAUAGCAGCACAUGAUUCGAUUGAUUACAUUCCACCCGAAAUCUCCUACGAUACUCAUGAUAGUUCCGAUAAUGAUCAUGAUGAAAAUCCCGGUGAACAUCUAGCAUACGUUGAAAAGCAUGUGGAAUUUACCGAUGACGCUCACAACGACGAUGAAGAUGAAAAUACGAAACAAAUUCAUACUCAACAAAAACUUCAUCGACGUGAUACUCCACAUCAUUUGAAGAACAAACGUAUUCUCAAUCAAGAACACAAUCCCGUUACACUAGAUCAUGUUAUAUUGCAUAGUCCAACGAAAUCUUCAAUAGCGAGCGGAAGAAAGGACUCGACAUCAUCAACGACACAAAGCAAUACUCGACCAAUGACGAUUCAACAUGAACAGAUCACUGUUACUGUUCAUCGACCGAACAACACCGGACUUGGCAUCAGCAUUGCUGGUGGAAUUGGUUCGUCGGCCUACAAGGAUAAUGAUUACGGGAUAUUUUUAACAAAGGUAACGGAAGAAGGUCCGGCUGGUCAAGCUGGUUUACUCGCCGGUGAUAAACUUCUCUCAGUCAACGGAGUCUCGUUGACCAAUUGCGAACAUACCACAGCUGUCUCCACGUUAAAAAAAUCUGGUGAUGAGUUCGACGUAGUCGUUUUACGCGAAGUUCUUCGAUCGUCGGAUGAUAAUCUUUCCAAAGAUGAAACAAGUUUUUCGAAAGAAGGUGAAAAAUACUCCACCGUUCUUCAUCGAGAUACCAAACAAAAUGGUCAAUUUGGAUUCUCAGUUGCGGGCGGAGUCAGUUCGGGCAAUCGUACUGAGAACUUGUACGUAUCAAAAACAAAUAAUCAAAAUUCCUUAGCGACUGGUGAUCGAGUUUUGUCGAUCAAUGGGUGCGAUACAUCAAAUUUAACUCACGAUCAAGCGAUUGAUUUGAUUAACAAUGGCGGAAGUGAUUUACAAUUAACAUGUUACCGAGAAAGAACAGCGAAUGGAACUUCGAACUCGUUAUCGAAAGUUAUCGAUAAUACCAUUGAAGAAGCACAUGUGGUGAAAGGAAACGGUCCGAUGGGUUUAAGUAUUGUCGGUGGGAGUGAUCAAGCAUGUCCACCAUUCGGAAUGGACCAACGUGGUGUAUUUGUUUCAAAAAUUCUUCCUGAUGGAUCGGCUUCACGGACGAAUCUUCGCGUCGGCGAUCGAAUAUUGAAAGUUAACAACCAAGAUAUUACUCAAGCAACACACUUAGAAGCUGUUCAAGCGCUUUUACAACCAACAAAUGAAGUCGUUCUACUUGUUCGUCAUGAACCACAACCACUUGGAUUAAAAGAAGUUGUUCUGACAAGGCAAUCAAACGAGGCACUUGGUAUUCGUAUCAAUGGUGGUGUAGAUGGCAAACAUAUGAAUCCCGAUAAUCCAGAAGAUGACGGAAUAUUUGUUACUGAAGUCAAAGAGAAUAGUCCAGCAUCUGGAUUAUUAACAGUUGGUACUCGAAUAUUGGAGGCGGUGAAUUGUUCGUGUCCGCAACGAUGGUUUUGUUUAUCACAUAAAUCUUCUUCAAUUACUAGUACAUCCUCAUCCAUAGUAUCAACACCAUCGUCGAUCGACAAUGGAACAAUACGAGAUUAUUGUGAAACAAGUUUAGACGAUAUCGUUCAUUUAAGAGGCCUGUUAACGCUAGAAAAGCUAUCAUCAUUUCAUGUUAAACGUACACGAUCGAGUGGAUACAUCAUGAAAAAGAAACGACGAACGACACGUCAACAUAGGAAAGCUCGUUCAUGUUGUCUAUCCGCUUUGUUUCAUUCGACCGAGAAAACUUUCACUAAGAAGAAAAAAGAUAUGACAUUUACAGAACAAAUCCUUGCGCCAAUCGUCACAUUAAAAGAUUUGAUAUCUAGUUCAUUCUCUCUCUCGUCUUUAUCGUCAUCAUCGGCAAGUGAUCAGAAAUCAAUCGCACCGUUACCGGUCAUCAAACACGAAACUCCGCAGUUUUCAUGUAAAUCUCUUUCAUUCGAUCCGUCAUUACCGCUCUCGUCGACACCGAAAACAUUCCUUGUACACUCUUAUACCUCUCUAUCGAAUUAUCGAAUCAAACAACAAUACUCUCUCGAUGAACAGACUCAUACGGAGGAAUGUCUUUACUGUUCGAAUGAAAAUGCUCUACCACAGAAAUUAGACUCAAAUAAUAAUCAAUUCGAUCAGAUCUCUCUUCAAUCGAUGAAUCUCUUUCAUGCCGUUGAAAUGUACCUUUCGUCGAGCAAUUCGUCGCAUGAUGUAUUUGAUUUAUCUUCGAUCGCCUCCGAACAACAUUUAAGUUUUCAGGAAACAAAACAACUAAACCUUUGCGAAAUCAAUGAAAUUAUCUAUGCGAUUCAUACUGAUAUUGAUAACGAUCAAGAACGAAAUGAAAUACUUGAUUCGCUGGCCGCAUCCUUACGGCAAGUUGCUGAAGAGACACCUGUUGUCCUUCCGGACGAUCAAGUUCAACCGACGGUUGAUCCGCAACCGGAACCAGCGCCUGUGCCACCUCCGGGACUUGGUCAGAUCUUAGCUCGAGCCGUGAAUAAUCAAAGUCUAUUUGGUGCUCGAUUGGACGAUGCUCAGAAAUGGUUGAGCGUACAAGAUCAGAAUAUUCACUUGAUCGUCUGCCAUGGUUAUACACCAAAAGAAGCGAUCAAUUCAAAUAGUCCAAAUUUUAGUUUGAACAAAAAACCGAAACAAAAUGAUGAUGUUCCCGUGUCAACACAAAAAUCGCCUUCACCAAUAGUUUCAACGAGAUCGAAUGGUACUUUAAAUUCGAAAGUUACCAGUCCGAUUUCGUCGCCACCACCGCCGGUUGCUGCCAAACCGAAAUUUCGUCCAUUAAAUACUCAAACAAACCCAACAAAUGGAGCUAAUCAAAAGUAUCCAUCCUCUGCGCGAAUUCAACCACAAAACGGUUUUGAAAUCGAUGAAUCUGAUAUGUCGAUCUCCGAAUCGGAAAGAUCGUUCAAUGAUAAGAAGAAAUUUUUCGAAAGUGCCGUGAAAGACUCAGUCCCAACACCAAAACCUCGACAAUUCAAGUACAUCAACGACCACGAAUUAAUCCAAAUGAAACACGAAGAAGACCAAAAAGUCAAAUCAAUGAGUCCAAAUGAACUUCUUCAUUCGCGAACAAUGCUUGUCAACGAUCACAAGGAGUCCGAAUUGAUACAAACCACCUUAUCUCAAUAUCAAACGCCAACCUAUCUUGCUAAGCAACCGUCAUCAUGGGGAAAACGCGUGCGAACUAUUUCGCUCGCUAAAUUUUCCCAUUAUUUACCCGAAGAAGAUGAUGAUGACCUUAUUCCACAACGACAAUCUCGGAAUAUUCCUUCAAAUGCAAGAGUAACCUUGCUCGAACGUGAUACCGCUUCUAAUCAUACUAUGCUUUCGAAAUUCGCUAUUGAAUCCGGUAUGACAUGA
Adineta ricciae is the source of this 5085-nucleotide messenger RNA. Lineage: Eukaryota; Metazoa; Rotifera; Eurotatoria; Adinetida; Adinetidae. The record is from the annotation of a GenBank genome assembly.